Molecule: messenger RNA, 2034 nt
Organism: Impatiens glandulifera
Lineage: Eukaryota; Viridiplantae; Streptophyta; Magnoliopsida; Ericales; Balsaminaceae
Product: ubiquitin domain-containing protein DSK2b-like
Exons: 8
Coding region: 138-1763 (541 amino acids)
Biological process (GO): ubiquitin-dependent protein catabolic process
Cellular component (GO): cytosol
Molecular function (GO): polyubiquitin modification-dependent protein binding
Source: RefSeq, a predicted model, not a curated record
CUCACAAGAGCAUUUCGUCAGGCGAGGGUUUUUACAUUUGUCCUUAAUCUCUCUCCUUGUGCAGUUUCCGUAUCUAAGAGGGUUGAAGAGAGGCUUAUCGUUGUUAAUUGAUCAAAGGAGGAAAAAGAAUUGAGGGAAUGGGAGGCGAAGGAGGUGCUGUGUCCGAUGGAAGCGACUCGAAGGGAACCGCCUCUAGCGUUAGCGUUAAUAUUCGAUGUUCUAAUGGAUCGAAGUUUUCGGUUCAAGUUAAUCUUGAUUCCGAUGUUCGAUCAUUCAAGUCCCUUCUCGCUCAGAAUUGUGAAAUACCAGCAGACCAACAGCGGUUAAUUUACAAAGGGAGGAUCCUUAAGGACGAUCAAACCCUAGAAAGCCAUGGCCUGGAAGCAGAACAUACUGUGCACCUAGUGCGUGGUUAUGCACCUGGUGCAUCACCCAAUACUGUGCCUGCUGCAACUGCUGAAAAUCCAUCAUCUACUCCAAAUACCAGGCAAGGUGGUCCUGAAGAAAGUGAUACAUUUGGAGGACCCGGUUAUGGAGCUUCCUUGUUUCCUGGACUUGGCUUGAAUGGUAUGGGUGGUGGAAAUGGUGGCUUAUUUGGAGCUGGGCUUCCUGAUUUUGAACAAAUGCAACGUCAAUUAACUCAGAAUCCCAAUCUCAUGAGAGAUAUAAUGAACAUGCCUGCUGUACAGAAUCUGAUCAGUAAUCCUGAUAUUAUCCGGAAUCUGAUAAUGAACAAUCCUCAGAUGCGCGAAAUCAUUGAUCGCAAUCCGGAACUUGCACAUGUACUUAAUGACCCUGCCACUCUCCGUCAGACAAUGGAGGCUGCCAGAAACCCUGAACUCAUGCAUGAGAUGAUGCGUAAUACUGACAGAGCUAUGAGUAAUAUAGAAUCUUCUCCUGAGGGAUUCAAUAUGCUUAGGCGUAUGUAUGAAAAUGUCCAAGAACCUUUUCUCAAUGCAACAACUAUGGCAGGGGAUGCUAGAAAUGAUGCAAACUCCAACCCGUUUGCAGCUCUUCUGGGUACAGCAGGUGGGGAUCCGGCAACUAACCCAACAAGUGCUGGUUCUGAGAAUGCAGCCAGUGCCCCUGCUCCCAAUGCUAAUCCACUUCCCAAUCCUUGGGCUUCUGCAGCAGCAGCUGGAGGUGCACAAACCAAUGCCACUGCCAGGUCAAAUCCUGGUGGAGAUACUAGGCAACCAGCAGUUGCAGGAUUAAGUGGUCUUGGUCUACCACCACUAGGUUCUACACAAGAUAUGGCUUCUAUGAGCCAAUUUAUGCAAAAUCCAGCUGUAUCAGAAUUGAUGCAAAGUGUUCUUUCUAAUCCUCAGUAUAUGAAUCAGAUGCUAGGUUUGAAUCCACAGCUGCGAAAUAUGUUGGAUUCCAAUGCCCAAGUCAGGGAAAUGAUGCAAAACCCAGAAUUUAUUCGUCAAUUAACUUCGCCUGAGAUGAUGCAGCAACUCCAAAAUUUUCAGCAAGUUCUGUUGCCGCAACUUGGGGCACAAUCAGGAACUGGGAAUGCUGCUCAAACUGGUGGAGGCCCAGGAUUGGAUAUGUUGAUGAACAUGUUUUCUUCUAUGGGAACUGCCAACCCAACCAUUCCAAACAGACCCAACGUUCCCCCUGAAGAACUAUAUGUCACUCAACUAACUCAGCUGCAAGAAAUGGGAUUUUUUGAUACCCAAGAGAACUUACGUGCUCUCAUUGCCACUUCUGGGAAUGUUCAUGCUGCAGUUGAGCGUCUUCUGGGAAACCUUGGCCAGUAAAACUAAUAUGCAUAUGGUUAGUAAAAAAAUAUCAUUUGAUGAUGCUAAAUUUGGACGAAACCACAGAGUUAUUUCGUGUUUGGUAUGAAUAAAUAUAUUAGUCCAGGUGAACUUGUAGACUUUGUUCCUGUAGUUUAUUAUUAUAUACCAUUGUCAAAGGUAAGGCCUGAUGAAGAGGAAAUUUGGGAAAAAAUAGAAGUUUGAGGAGACGGUUAUUUUAAUGCUGUGUAAAUACUUGACGUCUACUCUUGUUUAUCUCAUACUGAGUUUU